Molecule: messenger RNA, 472 nt
Organism: Drosophila santomea
Lineage: Eukaryota; Metazoa; Arthropoda; Insecta; Diptera; Drosophilidae
Exons: 2
Coding region: 67-318 (83 amino acids)
Source: RefSeq, a predicted model, not a curated record
GUGAAUAAUAGCAGGUGAGAACACAAAUAACUCACAUUCGCAAUCAGUCAGUCCGACACCUGCGACAUGAACUGGGCUACAAUAAUAAUUGCAAUUAUCCUGCUGCUGCCAGCCAGCCAGCAAAGCUCCCAAGGCUUGGAACGCAAAGUUCUGUCGUACAAUCCCACAUACGAUUUCUGGUUUUUCGUGCCAACUGGCAGACCCAAGGUGGUUACUCAGAAUGUACAGAAUGCAUAUUGGGCUGCACGGACAAAAGGAGGUGUUUGCUUCACAGAUCUGUGGUUCUACUGCGCCACUGGCAUAAAAAUAGAGGAGUAAAUAUCUUGGAAGAAAAGAACACACACCACUUCCUUUAGGUGUAAAGGUUCAUUAAAAGUAAAAAUAAAAAAUAUGCGUAAUGAGUACCCGAUAACGCAACUCUUAACUGUGUGCUUUAUCGGUCAUGUUAACGCCCAAGUCGUAAAAAUGUAAA